GUGUUUAGUGCAUCCAAUGUAGAACUAGUCACAAAAACUCGCAUGGAACAUUUAACAGAACAAGACAAGGAAAAAUGUAAAAAGAACAAUAAAACACCAAUAGAAUCAUUCCUAGGAGUAGCAGAGGAACAUAGUAAAACACAAGGGGCCUCAAAUGGGGACCUCACAACAAUGUCAAACAACCCGUGCUCUAUUACGCCAGAGGAAUAUUUCAAUAAAAUGAUAGAUCUUGGCGAGCGUGAUGUAGGCCGGCCAUCGGAUUUGACAACAAAAACUCAAAAAUUUAAAGCCACUUUAUGGCUUUGUGAAACAUACCCCCUUUCCUUACAGGAACAAGUGGUGCCUAUUAUAGACUUAAUGGCCGCAAGUAAUGCACAUUUUAAAAAGUUGAAGGAUUUUAUUACGUUGCAGCUACCUGCAGGAUUUCCAAUCAAAAUUGAAAUUCCAUUAUUCCAUGUAUUAACGGCAAAGAUCACAUUUGGUAACAUAUUUGCACGAGACACUCCCGUCGAUGGCGUGUCUAUGUUAGAGGAUGCAGGCUUUACAAGUUGUACUGUAGAAGAUAAUUGUUUUGAACCGCCUCCCGGCUACAUGAAGUUAGGUGAUGCCCAUCAUGAAAGAUUACGUGAUGAGGAUGAUGAAUUACUACAGUUUGCCAUACAACAAAGUUUAAUGGAAGCAGGGACAGAAGAUGAACAGGUUAAUUUGACUUUUUAUGAAGCCUUACAAAAAUCUCGGCCAAAACGUGGGAGAGCACAGCAAGAAGAGAGGAUGUUGCAACAAGCCAUAGCAGAAAGUAUUGCCUUACAGUCAGGUAGACCUAUUGUAUCGGAACCUAUCCCAGAAUACUCCGAAAGAGAGGAACGGAAUGAUACCGGACCUAAUGAUAUAGAUGAACAAUUGCGUAUCGCCCUUUUAGUGUCUCAACAGGAAACACAGGAAGCCGAGCGCCUGCGUCGUCAAGAGGAGGAAGAACUCGAGAGAAUUCUACAACUGUCGUUGGAAGAUAAAUAACGAUGUUGCUUAUUCGAAAUGUGCUGAACUCUUCAAAUGUGCAGUUUUAAAAGAGAUAGUCCAUCCAUAAAUUUUGUGCUUUAAUUUGGAUGACUUGAAGCCAGUGGUUAUAAGUAGGACAAGUGUUAUUUAUCAGUUUAUUUCUAAAGUGCUUUUGAUAUUUAAUAAUUUAAGUGUAUUGAAGUUGUUAUUGAGAAAAGAAAAUUUUUGUGGAU
Messenger RNA from Ruditapes philippinarum (Manila clam), 1229 nucleotides. RefSeq names its product ankyrin repeat domain-containing protein 13D-like. Lineage: Eukaryota; Metazoa; Mollusca; Bivalvia; Venerida; Veneridae. Gene Ontology annotation, cellular component: cytoplasm. Gene Ontology annotation, molecular function: protein binding. The record is from RefSeq and is a predicted model, not a curated record.